AUGAAGAUCAAGGCCAUUAGCCGUUCCGUGUCGGCACAGCAGGCCGCCGGCUCGGACGUUUCCAAGCAGCCCCGCAACCUCGACUCGGCGCUGCACCCCUUCGAGCGCGCACGCGAGUACAAACGAGCCCUCAACGCUGUCAAGCUCGAGCGCAUGCACGCCCAGCCCUUUGUCGGACAGCUCGGACGAGGUCACGUCGACGGUGUCUACUCGAUCGCCAAGGAUCCCAACUCUCUCGAACACUUUGCCAGCGCGAGCGGUGACGGAGUUGUCAAAGUCUGGGAUCUUGCGGAUAGGGACGAGAUAUGGCAUGCCACGGCGCACGAGAACAUCGUCAAGGGCCUCGAGUGGACUCGCGAUCAGAAGCUGUUGACCUGCGCCGCCGACCGGACCAUCAAGCUGUUUGACCCCUACAACACACCCAGCGACGCCUCGCCUAUAUCAUCCUGGCUAGGAUCUGGAGCCUUUACAAGCCUGUCGCAUCACCGCUCAAAGAACGCCUUUGCCGCUGCUUCAAGUGUUAUAUCCAUCUACGACCUCGAGAGGCACACCGCCGCCCCCGAGGUUCUCCGCUGGCCAACCUCUGUCGACACCAUCACCAACGUCUCGUUCAACUAUGUCGAGACGUCGAUUCUGGCGUCGUGCUCCAACGACCGCUCCAUCGUCAUCUACGACCUCCGCACCUCGACCCCAGUCACAAAGACGGUCCUCAAGUUUGCGAGCAAUCGCAUCGCCUGGUCCCCCAUGGAGGCUUUCAACAUGGCUGUUGCAUCCGAGGACCACAACAUCUACCUCUUCGACAUGCGCAAGUUUGACCGCGCCCUUAACGUCCUCAAGGACCACGUUGCCGCCGUCAUGGAUGUCGAGUUCUCCCCCACUGGUGAGGAGCUUGUCUCUGCCUCGUGGGACCGCACCAUCCGCCUCUGGAACCGCGACCGUGGCCACUCACGAGACAUCUACCAUACCAAGCGCAUGCAGCGCGUCAUGGCGGCCGCCUGGACACCCGACGCCCGUUACGUCCUCUCAGGCUCCGACGACGGCAACGUGCGCCUCUGGCGUGCCAACGCCUCUCGCCGCGAAGGCGUCAAGUCGGCCCGACAGCGACAGGCCCUCGAGUACAACGACUCCCUGGUCCAGCGCUACCAGCACAUGCCCGAGAUCCGUCGCAUCCACCGUCACCGCCACGUGCCCAAGGUGCUCAAGAAGGCGGGCGAGAUCAAGGCUGAGGAGAUCAAGAGUAUCAAGCGACGUGAGGAGAACGAGCGCCGUCACACAAAGAAGCAGUUUGAGCGAAGAAGGAAUGAGAGAGAGAAGAUGGUUUUGGCAACGGAGAAGUAA
This is a messenger RNA of Fusarium keratoplasticum, 1338 nucleotides long. Its product is annotated as Sof1 domain-containing protein. Gene Ontology annotation, biological process: maturation of SSU-rRNA from tricistronic rRNA transcript (SSU-rRNA, 5.8S rRNA, LSU-rRNA). Gene Ontology annotation, molecular function: protein binding. The coding region runs from base 1 to 1338 and encodes 445 amino acids. Gene Ontology annotation, cellular component: nucleolus; small-subunit processome. The transcript has a single exon. The record is from RefSeq and is a predicted model, not a curated record. NCBI's taxonomy places the organism in Eukaryota, Fungi, Ascomycota, Sordariomycetes, Hypocreales, Nectriaceae.